UUGUAUUUGAACUUAAAUCAACGGAGAGAACACAUCAUUAAAAGAUAUUGGUGCGUUCCAUUACCUUCUAAAUCAAAUGGCCGGGCUGUCUAUCCACAAGUUUUGCGCAGCGUUUUUGCUGGUGAUCGGUGUUGUCUGCACCAACGCCGAUGGCACUGAAAAACCGGAAAUAGACAUGGAAAUACGGGCUUCAUUCAAUCAAUUGUUGGACUCCAUGUUAGAAGAUGCGAUGAAUUUAACCAAAUAUGCAUUAGCAUGGAGUGAGGAAGUUUGUCAGAAGCUACUAGACGAGGAUAUAUUGCAGAAUGAAACAAGCGUAGAACCAAAGGCUCGCGAAAUUUAUCUGUAUGUUUGUCUUAGUCGCGCCAUGGAUCGUUUCGAGACCACAGAAAGUCGUCGUGGCGAUCACCCAGAUGAAGUCCGAUUGUGCAAAUAUGGAUUUGAGGAAUUUCGAAAAGUUAUUGAUCAAAAAUAUGAACAUUGGUUCGAGGAGCUGGUCCAGCGUAUGGAUGACUAUGUAAAGGGCUUGACGCCAGAAAAGCAAGGCACAGAGUCGGCGCGAAAUCUGAAGGAGUGGUCGAGCAAAAUUAAGAAUGCCCCGACUUUGGCAGGGAAAGAAAUGACUUUUAAAAAAUGUAUGCGAUUUUUUCAUUUUGAAAAAGGUGUUUAAUGUAUCUGUUUUCAGUUAAGGUUAUUCAAAAAUUAAACAUUUUAAUGUGACAACAGAGCUACAGAACCUUAGAAAUAUAUUUUGUUUUCGGUUAGUGACUAACUAAAGUAUUCAUCAAUUAAAAUUUUAAAAUUUAAGUUCAAAUCAGUUUUUUUAGCUCUGGCAGUAGCAUAUUGAUAUUCUAUAAAAUAAAUUUAGAGUUGUUUGUGUGAAAUUUAAUAUAGUUUGUAACCCUAUCUGAUGUAAUAUAAUCUGCUGAAGUAUUAUCUUCUAAUAGUUCGAUACACACACUCAUCAUUACACAGAUUUUUAAAAUAAGCUGAUAAAGACCUUGCUCUCACUUACCUUAUUCCCAUUAGCGGUCUCUUGAGUAUCUCGAACAUUUACAAUAUUGCUGGACAUUUUUGAAAAUUUUUAUAUUUUAUAUCAUUGUAUCUCAAAAUAAUUACCAAGUGUGCUAAAGUGAAAGCUCGUAGACCUCUCCACAUAUUCUUUGUCUGUUAGCAAAGACGCGCACCACUUACAAGAACCGCGGCCUAACUCCUGCCUAAGUUAUUAACCCAAAUUAAUAUAGUAUAUGUAUAUUCAAUGGCAUACUGAAUUGCUAUUGACUUUUUUGGAAUAUUAGCAUUAAAAAGCAUUCGAAAUUGAACUUGGCAAAAAUCAAAAAAGACAGUUGUGAGUGUGGAUCGUUAGAAGCGAUUAGUACAGUCCAAGACGUAAAUGGCUGGAGUGUCUAUCAAGUACUUCGCUGCAUUGCUGUUGAUAAUCGGCCUAAGGCGAAUAGAAAUAAUUAUAAUUAUUAAAGAAAAAAAUCAAUUAAUUUUCCCAACACACUUCAGGUCGUCUGCCUCAACAGCGUUGGUACUGAAAGCUCCGAAACAGACUGUUACUCGCGAAACAAUUCUGAGAAAUUGUAUUAAUCGUGUCGAGGAUCGUUUUGAUCCCACAGCGAGUCGUGAUAAUGUAUAUGGUCCAGAUGAACCUUUGUUACUUAAGUAUGGAUUGGAGGAUAUUCAAAAGGUUGUGGAGCAAAAAUAUGAAACAUUUUUUGAAGAGAUUUUGCAGCAAAUCAAAGAAUAUCUGAAGGGUUUGACACCGGAGCAGCAAAGAAACACGACGGCGCGAAAUUUGAAAGGGUGGUCAAGUAAAAUUAAGGCGGCUUCAACUUUGGCACGGAAGGAGAUGACUUUUAGAAGUUUUAUGCGUUACUAUUUUAUGCAAGAAAGUGAUUAGAGUGCGAGGAGUUUAAUAAUAUUGCAAGCUUAUUUAGCUGCACAGAAAUUAAAAUCACCAAUAAUACACAAUUUAUGUAUAUAUAACUAAAUCAGCUCCUUGAAUUAUUUCCAGCGAUUAGAAAAUAUUGAAUGUUGCAAUUUAUUUAUAGCGAUUGCGUUAAAUAUUAAAAUUGAAUUACUAAAAAGGUGGCAACACUUUUUUUUAUUUUUUUCUAAAAAUA
Bactrocera neohumeralis is the source of this 2129-nucleotide messenger RNA. RefSeq lists its product as uncharacterized. Bases 1394 to 1906 code for a protein of 170 amino acids. Lineage: Eukaryota; Metazoa; Arthropoda; Insecta; Diptera; Tephritidae. The transcript has 3 exons. The record is from RefSeq and is a predicted model, not a curated record.